CCAUAUCGGGAAAUAUGAUCAUUGUUUUUCAGUGAGGCGCCGAAUGUAAAUCUUGAGCGAAGUGAAAAUGAGAAACUGUUUAGACUUUAGAUGUCAGUCAAUCAGCUGAUGUGGUGGCGGUAGCGGCGCCAAUGUUGUGGGGGCAGCAGGCCUGAAAAGACUGCAGCUGCUCUGGCCAUGGCUGGUAGCGUCCUACAUACUCUCGUCGAAGUGUCUGAGCAUUUCCAAGAGGUGAUGAGGCUGGCUGCAGCAGAUGGUGUGCUGGACUCCUGGGGGCUGGAGUUGGUGCUUCAGAAUGUGGCACUCAAUCUACAAGAGGAUGACAACUUCCAUGGCAAUCUUCUGUUUGGCCUCCACUCCUUGUUGCUCCUCCUCGCCAGGAAACUUGCUGAGUUGGGACAUGAAGUUUUGGGUGAAGGUUGUGGUUGUGGUUGGGACACUUCCCACCUGCCAGAGUCUCAGCACACUGAUAUUCACCGCUACACCUCAGGAACAGUGGUGCGGUGGGUGAGGGGGGAGUGUUAUGUCCUUCUUGCUUCCACCUCCUCAGCAGGCACCACCACUACCUCCACAUCUUCCCCAUCUGCAGACCAGAAUCAGGAGCAGCAGCAGCACCACCAGGUAUACUCUGGUGAUUGUGCACAAGAGGAGGAAGAGUAUCAGGAUACCACUCCAGGUGAAGUUGUGUCCCCUGAAGAAGGUGCAGCUGUCAGUGGUGGGGACGAGGACCCUCAGUGCUACUCUGAGGAGGCUGAAUGUUGUGCAGCAUCACCAUUAGCUCAGAUUGAGGAUCCUUCCAGCAUGGAGCCAAUGCAGCAAGAUAGCAAGGGUGAGACGGAAGCAUGGCCAGGGUGCCAAGUUCACUCAUGCUUCUCCAAGAAGGAUGAGAAUGAUCCAGGACAGUGGCGACGAGGAGCCUGCAAGACCCACUGUAGACAGCAAGAAAUGGAGGAAGGACAACCCUCAAAAGAGGAAUCUCAGGGAAAAGUGGAAAAUGAAGAAGAGGAAGGGGAAGGGGAGGAGGAAGAGGAAGAACAACAACAACAAAUAAAAGAGGAGGAAGAGGAAGAUGAAGAAAAGGAAGAAACAGAACAAAUGGACCUUUGCUCCGAAGAUGAAGAAGAUGAUGAUGAGGAAAAGGUGCAGGAGUCAGAAGAAAUGAGUUGUAAUGAAGAUGAAGAAGGAAAAGAAGUUGGACAAAACACCUGGAAUAACCAAAACUGUAUUCUUGGCAUGGAAAUAGAUAUGAAGGAAUGCAAAGGAAGUGAAGUAGAGGAACAAGCAAAUAAAGGAGAGGCAGCUAAUGAAGCCAUCUUAAGCAACUAUCAAGCCAACACAGAUAAGGGAGGAGAGGAGUCUGAGACUGAAAAUAAUGAAAAAAAGAGAGAAGGAGAGAAGGAAAAGGAAACUGAUGGACAAAUGUACAGAAAUAGUAAGAAUGUGUAUAAAAAUAUCAAAGGUAGUGAAGACUAUAAUGAUAAAAGUACUUUGGAAACUUGUAGUGUUUCUAGUCCACCCACAGUAAAUGAUGUGCCAGGGGAAGAUGUGGCAGCUGCUGUAGUGAGUGAGGAAAGUUUAGAUGGGGACAGCAGCUGUACUUUGAUUAUCCAUGAAGAAGAUGACACCAGAGAUGAGGAGAGAAAGGAAGACACUGCAGAAAAUGUUAGUAAAGGUUUCAGAGAAGAUUGCUGGAAAAAAGAAGACUUUCAAGAAAGUAUCUUAAAGGAUGCCAUGCAAGUAAAGGAAAAUGAUAAUACCACUCAAGACAGUUGUAAGGAUUCUAACGUUGGAAAAGAAAGUAAAGAGGAAGUAAGAGACAAUACCAGUAAAAAGGAUUGUAUUGAGAGAAACUUUAGAGAAGAAAAUAUAUUAGACAGCUGCAAGAACACCACAGAAAGUAGCUGGAGGAAAGACCCCACCCUUGACAACUCCAAAGAAGGCUUGAGGGAAGACAACAACAUAGACAGCUACAAAAACACACAGGAAGACAAAUGGAAGGAAGACACCACCAUGAACAACAACAAGAACACACAGGAUAGCUGGAGGGAAGGCACCACUUUAGACAGCUACAGAAACACUCAAGAUAGUUGGAGGGAAGACACCACAAUAGGCAGCUUUAAAAACACUCAGGAAGAUGGAUGGAGGGAAAGCAACACUGUUGAAACCUGUAACACAACCCAAAAUUCACAAGUGACUAACAGCAACAACAGUAACAGUUGCAGUAAUCAGCCAGUCCUUCUCCCUCACAGCUUCAGCUUUCCACCAAAGGAGAAGUGCAAAAGUUCUGAUGUCUUUGGCCUCCAGAAUCCCCCCACUCAGUCCACCUUUCCUCAUGUUCCACCUCCCAUCCACACACAUUAUGAUGAAGAGGAGGAGGAAGAGGACGAUGAAGAUGACGACGAUGAUGAAGAGGAAGAAAGUGAUGAUGAUUCUAGCUCUGUUACAUCCAGUUCUUCCACCUCAUCAUCAUCUUCCUCAUCCUCUUCAUCUUCCAGUGAUGAUGAUGACAGAAUUAACUUCAAGCAGAGAGUGGAGAGAGCAGCUCAAGCUGCCAGAGAAGCUGAGGCAUCUGCUGCUGCUCGCUUGGCUUCAGCUGCCACCCUGGAGGACCGUAUGGGCUCUAGCAAGGACCAUGCACUGCAGAUGACUUCUCAGGUGGUCCUUCCCCAGCACCUUGAAGAGCAUGCCCAGCUAGGUCCCCAGGAUGACAAUGUGUCCAGCUCUGAGUCCUCCUCAGAUGAGAUGACCAGUGGAGAGGACCCUGGUGGAGGAGCAGGAGGAGGUGGUAGUGGUGGUGGUGCUGGUAGCAGUGGUGGUGGUGGUGUUGAUGGCAGUGGUGGCAGUAGUAAUGAUGGUGUUGGUGUUGGUGUUGAUGUGAGUGGUAAUAAUGGAGGUGGUGCAUCUGCUGUGGUGGUGACUGUUGCGCCUACUGCCACUGCAUUGGUGUAUGUGGAACCUUCCGAGCCCACACAAAUACCCUUGGUGCCUCCAUGCCCAGAGCCCCCUGAUGCCUCCCUCCACAGCACUCGGGACCCUGCUGAUCUUCAGGCAGCCCAAGGUUUGACUGACCUCCAGAGGGGUCAGAACCAGGGCUUGACAGCAUCUCAGUCUGGUGCUCCCCUCACCUGCACUGUUGUGAACCAAUUGCAGCAAAUGCCGACAGAAGUGCGGCGAGGGGGUGGCAGUAAAGGCCUGGAGUGUAUGGUGUGUGGCAAGGUAUUCAACAGGCUGCUUAAGCUGAAACAGCACCACCGCACCCACACUGGGGAGAGGCCUUGGGGCUGUACCAGCUGCAGUAAGACCUUCAGUAGGCCAUCCUACCUGCACAACCAUCGCCUCUCUUGCCACACACCUGCCCACCAACAACAGUUCUCUUGCUAUGUAUGUCAGCGAGGCUUUGGAUUGAAAAGCUCCCUGCAGGCCCACCUGGCAACUCAUGCCACCAACAAGCCUUUUACAUGUGAUAUUUGUGGCCAGACCUUUGCUCUGAAAUUUACCCGUGAUACUCACAAAGCCCAGCAUACAGGAAGUCGGCCAUGGGUGUGUAGUGUAUGUGGCCGUUCAUAUGUUACAAAGUACAAACUGCGUGCACAUAUGAAAGCACACACUGGGGAGUUGGUGUGCUCAUUUUGUGGCCGCCAGUUUACAUCACAGGAUUCCUUGGGACGACACCGACGACUGCAUGAAAACUCAGCAUCUAAGAAUUCCCAAAUGCUCCCCACAUGCUCUAUCUGCAACAAGAAAUUUGCAACACCUAGUCUACUUAAGAGGCAUAUAGCAAGUCAUGAGCGACAAAAUGCAGUCAAGUGUGGUGUGUGUUCCCAGGAAUUUGCUAAUCACCAACAGCUGACAGCACACCAGACUCGCCAGCACCAACAGCAUCCACACCGAAGCCAAGCUGUGCAUCAGUGUCCUGUGUGUAGCAAGGUUUAUGUGCAAGAAGUAUAUCUGACACGUCACAUGGCAACCCACACAACAUUCACCCAACAAAGUGCGCCUGGUCGUCCCUUACCAGCAACCAGCACCCAUCCUAAAGAAACAGUGGUAGUGGGACAGCCAAGUCCCAGUUUAAGCAACCUGCAGCAGGCUGGCACUUCUAUGUUCCAGCAGAGUCAGACCGAGCCUUCAUUAGAUACUAGAUUGGGCAGACAGGAUGGUUAUUUGACUGGAGCACAACAUCAAAUGGAGACUCAUCCCCAACAGCAUCUUUUACCAGACACAACAAGUGACCAGACUCAAACCCAACAAGUUUUUCUGAACUACAACACAGAAAUCUUGGAAGAAGCUGGGUUCAGUUCCACUCAAAACCAGGACUGAGGGAAAAGUUACGAUUGAUUUCAAAAGUCAUGAGCGACAAAAUGCAGUCAAGUGUGGUGUGUGUUCCCAGGAAUUUGCUAAUCACCAACAGCUGACAGCACACCAGACUCGCCAGCACCAACAGCAUCCACACCAAAGCCAAGCUGUGCAUCAGUGUCCUGUGUGUAGCAAGGUUUAUGUGCAAGAAGUAUAUCUGACACGUCACAUGGCAACCCACACAUUCACCCAACAAAGUGCGCCUGGUCGUCCCUUACCAGCAAUCAGCACCCAUCCUAAAGAAACAGUGGUAGUGGGACAGCCAAGUCCCAGUUUGAGCAACCUGCAGCAGGCUGGCACUUCUAUGUUCCAGCAGAGUCAGACCGAGCCUUCAUUAGACACUAGAUUGGGCAGACAGGAUGGUUAUUUGACUGGAGCACAACAUCAAAUGGAGACUUAUCCCCAACAGCAUCUUUUACCAGACACAACAAGUGACCAGACUCAAACCCAACAAGUUUUUCUGAACUACAACACAGAAAUCUUGGAAGAAGCUGGGUUCAAUUCCACUCAAAACCAGGACUGAGGGAAAAGUUACGAUUGAUUUCAAAGUAUGCCUUGGUCUUGGUUUAAUUAAAUCUGAUCAACUUUCACUAGCUACCCUUCCACUAUACCUACUUUUACUAGUUUCCUUCUAUACAGCCUUUCUUGCACACAUUUUUUAUGGAAACUUCUUCACAGCCUCACUCAUCCUUUCACUCAUCUCUCAUUAGCUGUCCUUCCACUAUACCUACGCACACCAUUCUACUUGUAUCCUCCUGCAUGUAUGUCACCCUAAAUUCGUUCCACAAUCUUGGCAAUCUCUCCUUUUGUACCUGGUUAAAUAAAUACUUCAGUCAUUUUGUCAAUCACAACCUCGCCACCAUUUUUAAACAUCAUACAGUAUCCUAUCUGACCCUGCCGCCUUCCCAUUCUUUUGUCUUUUGACACAUUUCUCCAGCUCCUCCCUGGUUAAAUACUUCAGUCAUUUUAUCAAUCACAACCUCGCCACCAUUUUUAAACCUCAUACAGUAUCCUAUCUGACCCUGCCGCCUUCCCAUUCUUUUGUCUUUUGACAUUUCUUCAGCUCCUCCCUACUGUUUGUCUUAUUCAGUUCAUCUGUAUUGUUCUUCUCCAGUGUCAUGUAUCCUUCUCUCACACCAAACACCUCACCUACACCAGCCACUUCUUCCUAGAAUUUUCCAAUUGCCUCCCCAAUUCCUUCCUUCCUGGUUAUAACUUCACAAUUCACUUUCAUACUUUCAACACCAACAUUUCCUGACAUUCUCAUCUCAAGAAGCAGCUCAAUUACCACUCACCUUCUAUCAGAGAUGGGAUACCAUGGCAGAGAUAUAGAAAUGAGAGGACUUGUGUAACAUUCCUUUAGUCAUCUAAUAUUGUGGUGUUCAUGGCAACCUGAAAAAGAAAUGGGAAUCAAAUACUGUGUGUGUGCCGAGCAUUGUGCUAUUUAUGCAUGCUUCCAGCCACUCAAUAAUAUCACAGUUUUAGACAGUCAAUAUUUAUAUGCAGUGUGGAAAAAGACCACUAACUACAUCCUAACAAUUCUCAACCUCCAGGAACAGUCAUGAACUCUAACUUGCUUCAGUCUAUCUAGAGUUGUAGUUAAUGUUGCCUCAAGUGGCCAGAUGAGGCUUUCAAUGUGACAGAUCCAGUUGGUUACAACCUUGUGUAGGUGCUAUGAAAAAAUUUCAUGGGUUGCAUCUCAUUAGAUGGUACAGCUGGUCAAAGAUGUGUUUAUGAGAAUCUGAGUCAAUUGUACAUAAAAUCAGCAACUGUUAAGUGCAAGUAGUGACCUUAAACUGUUAAAACUUUUUCACCAGAAAGAAAGAAAUUCAAUCUUAUUUGUAAAUAAGAGAUCUUCAAAUUUGUAUAUAUGUAUAUUUAUAAAAAUUACCACAAAACACUUUUGCCAGUACAUUUUCAUUUAAAAGCCUACCACACUUUUGUUAGUUCACGGUUAUGACAGUAAAGUUCACAGUACUC
Molecule: messenger RNA, 6333 nt
Organism: Portunus trituberculatus (swimming crab)
Lineage: Eukaryota; Metazoa; Arthropoda; Malacostraca; Decapoda; Portunidae
Exons: 10
Coding region: 178-4317 (1379 amino acids)
Biological process (GO): regulation of transcription by RNA polymerase II
Cellular component (GO): chromosome
Molecular function (GO): chromatin insulator sequence binding
Source: RefSeq, a predicted model, not a curated record